AUGUUGGCUGUGUUUAAAGCCAUUGAAACCACUUUGGAAGAACUCUUGGGAGACAUGAGGCAGAGGGUGCAAGGAACCAUCUUCCCAGCUCCCAAUUUCAAUCCCAUAAUGGAUGCCCAAAUGCUAGGAGGAGCACUCCAAGGAUUUGACUGUGACAAAGACAUGCUGAUCAACAUUCUGACUCAGCGCUGCAAUGCACAAAGGAUGAUGAUUGCAGAGGCAUACCAGAGCAUGUAUGGCCGGGACCUGAUUGGGGAUCUGAGGGAGCAGCUUUCAGAUCACUUCAAAGAUGUGAUGGUUGGCCUCAUGUACCCACCACCACUGUAUGAUGCUCACGAGCUCUGGCAUGCCAUGAAGGGAGUAGGCACUGAUGAGAAUUGCCUCAUUGAAAUACUAGCUUCAAGAACAAAUGGAGAAAUUUUCCAGAUGCGAGAAGCCUACUGCUUGCAAUACAGCAAUAACCUCCAAGAGGACAUUUAUUCAGAGACCUCGGGACACUUCAGAGAUACUCUCAUGAACUUGGUCCAGGGGACCAGAGAGGAAGGAUAUACAGACCCUGCGAUGGCUGCUCAGGAUGCAAUGGUCCUAUGGGAAGCCUGUCAGCAGAAGACGGGGGAGCACAAAACCAUGCUGCAAAUGAUCCUGUGCAACAAGAGCUACCAGCAGCUGUGGCUGGUUUUCCAGGAAUUUCAAAAUAUUUCUGGGCAAGAUAUGGUAGAUGCCAUUAAUGAAUGUUAUGAUGGAUACUUUCAGGAGCUGCUGGUUGCAAUUGUUCUCUGUGUUCGAGACAAACCAGCCUAUUUUGCUUAUAGAUUAUAUAGUGCAAUUCAUGACUUUGGUUUCCAUAAUAAAACUGUAAUCAGGAUUCUCAUUGCCAGAAGUGAAAUGGACCUGCUGACCAUAAGGAAACGAUACAAAGAGCGAUAUGGAAAAUCCCUAUUUCAUGAUAUCAGAAAUUUUGCUUCAGGGCAUUAUAAGAAAGCACUGCUUGCCAUCUGUGCUGGUGAUGCUGAGGACUACUAAAAUGAAGAGGACUUGGAGUACUGUGCACUCCUCUUUCUAGACACUUCCAAAUAGAGAUUUUCUCACAAAUUUGUACUGUUCGUGGCACUAUUAACAAAACUAUACAAUCAUAUUUUCUCUUCUAUCUUUGAAAUUAUUCUAAGCCAAAGAAAACUAUGAAUGAAAGUAUAUGAUACUGAAUUUGCCUACUAUCCUGAAUUUGCCUACUAUCUAAUCAGCAAUUAAAUUGUGCAUGAUGGA
Molecule: messenger RNA, 1263 nt
Organism: Gorilla gorilla gorilla (western lowland gorilla)
Lineage: Eukaryota; Metazoa; Chordata; Mammalia; Primates; Hominidae
Gene: ANXA10
Product: annexin A10
Exons: 12
Coding region: 1-1023 (340 amino acids)
Cellular component (GO): nucleus; vesicle membrane; plasma membrane
Molecular function (GO): calcium ion binding; phosphatidylserine binding; calcium-dependent phospholipid binding
Source: RefSeq, a predicted model, not a curated record